GUGUGUUCGCUGCGGAUUCUUAUGAACGUCUAGAACAUUCACGUGUCUGGGCACGUCUCAGGGACACAGAGAUUGUGUGAUACAUCUCAGUCCAAAGCCAGGAGCUUUAAAAGCAUAGGAUUCUGUUUCAUUCCUUAACGGCAAAUAAAGAACAUGUGGGUGUUAAAUUUCACCUCGCUCGCUGGAUUGGUGAAUGUGCUGAUCAGAGUGGAAUAUUUACCUGCCUCACUUUCAACAAACAGACACGCCCAGUCUGUGAGUCACCACACACACACACACACACACACACACACACACAUAGUAUGACACUUUACCUUCUCAGUGCAGAGAAGAAAGAAAGGUAAAGGCACUUGAACUGACAUACGCAUGGAGAAAUAUAAAUAUAGACAGAUAGAUAGAUAGACAGAUACAGACACGACGGAGGAAUGCAGGCUGAAACUAGAGAAACUGAGGAACUGGAGCUGAAAAUUCCAGACUCGGAUUUAAACGGCGUGGAAAAUGACCUGAAAAACACAAACGACUUGGAGGACGGAGUGAACAGAGAUGAGGAGGCCGUGUUGCUCUGGGUUCCCUCCGGACGCAGGCUCAUUUCUGGACUCUUUGGGAUCAACGUGGUGCUGCUGGGAGCCGCGCUGGUCGCUGGAGACACUCUGAACCCGGUCGGACUUCACCAUCACGAGCCAGAGGUGUUUCUGCUGCUGCUGAUGGGGUUCAGUGUGGCGUGGAUGCUGUGGUACCUGCUGUGGUCACGACGGCAGCCUGGAGCCCCUCCGCACACUGAUCACCACGCAGGUGGAGUUACAGUCACUGUGGUGCUCACGCUGUUUGCAGGAUUCAGUCUGUUACUGUGUGUGUUUAUGAUGGCGUACAGCAUCAUGAUGGCGAAAUGUCAGUCGUUAGCUAAAGUGCUUCUACCCUUCAUCCAGACUCCAUUCCUCAUCCUCCAGACCUACUUGCUCUGGUCUCAUUCCAAAGACUGCAUCCACAAACACAAAGUCCUCACCAGGUCUGGACUAAUGAUAAUCCUGUGCACAGACGUCUUGUUAUGGCUGAAUGCAGUAACAGAAGAUACCAUCCACAUAGAGAUCGAACUGGAGAGAAAGUUCAACGAGUCCAUCAGCAAAGUGAAGACCUACGAGGACAGUGAGAGUGAGAUGGAAUGUAAGUGCAGAAGGCAGCCAGUCUGCAUCGCUCUGCGUAAAGGCUACGAGGUCCUGUACCCGUUCAACAUGGAGUUCAGUCUCCUGGCUGGCUGCAUGCUUUAUGUCAUGUGGAAGAACGUGGGGCGUCAUGUGGGCGAAACCGACUCAGGCCACGCCCAGAAGAUCACAUUGCGGAUUGUGCGUCAUGGCGGCAUCCUGUUCGGGCUGAUCUUCGGUGUGUUGGUGCUGAUCUCCGGCAUUGUGGUUUUCCUGCUGUACCAGGUGUGGGUGGGGCAGAAGGAGCGGCGUCUGGACGCUUUUCUCAUGUUUUACUACUUUCACAUUUGCGUGAUUCCUGCCAUGGUUCUGUGCUCACUGGCGGGAACGCUGGUGUACCGCUGGAAGGAGAGGAAAGGCCAUUGCCUACAUCAAGGUGGCAAGGCUAAAGGCGAAGGAGGCGUGACUAAAAACCCGACGCGCAGUCUGGACGUACUGCUGCUGCUGGGCGCCGGCCUCGGGCAGCUCUUGCUCUCAUACUUCUCCUUGGUGGCUGCUUUGGCUCUCGGUGCCGGAGGCAUUCUGGGAAAUUUACACCUGUCAUACUCACUGUUCAGCCUGCUGGAGCUCAUGCUGCAGAACAUCUUCAUCAUCCAGGGUCUGCACUCUCACGUACACACUCACACACACUCACACACAUACUCCAUCAAGAACGAGGUGGACGGUGAGACAGCUGAGGCGGAGGUCGUCUGUAAGCAAAUGGUGAGGAAAGGGGAGACGACAGACAGAGGAGAAUCGUUCUUAUAUCCGAAACGUGACGUUCAUCGCUGGAGUAAGAGGGUCAUGCAGGAGAUCUGCGCUUUCCUCAUCCUCUCCAACAUUAUGCUGUGGGUGAUCCCGGCGUUCGGAGCACACCCUGAGUUCGAGAGCGGUGUGGGGAAGCAGUUCUUCGGGUUCUCGGUGUGGUUCGUGUUGGUGAAUCUCGGCCAGCCGCUCACCGUCUUCUACAGGAUGCACUCUGUAGGAGCGCUGAUGGAGCUGCUCAUCUCUGCAUGAACACACACACACACACACACACACACACACACACACACACACACACGACACAAUACACAACGUGCCACAAUACAUGACACAAUAAUUUGCAUCUACUGACACGUUCUUCUCUUGAACUGUAGCAAUAAAACAAUCAACACUCGACUGUGUUUGUCUACUUAUUAUUUGACCACUACAUUAUCUAAAACUUGUCAGUUUUGAAGAUUAAGCUCCGCCCACUUGACAAUCACAUCAUGUCAUUUAUCACCUGAAUCGUGUUUCCUGAUAUAUAUCCAGUUAUGUGUCAUUAUGAUAUAAACCACACUGACUAGAGUGCAAACAU
Molecule: messenger RNA, 2517 nt
Organism: Pangasianodon hypophthalmus (striped catfish)
Lineage: Eukaryota; Metazoa; Chordata; Actinopteri; Siluriformes; Pangasiidae
Product: proton channel OTOP3
Exons: 7
Coding region: 426-2195 (589 amino acids)
Biological process (GO): proton transmembrane transport
Cellular component (GO): membrane
Molecular function (GO): proton channel activity
Source: RefSeq, a predicted model, not a curated record